Fusarium graminearum PH-1 is the source of this 3434-nucleotide messenger RNA. RefSeq lists its product as uncharacterized. Bases 1 to 3093 code for a protein of 1030 amino acids. Gene Ontology annotation, cellular component: cytoplasm; nucleus. Gene Ontology annotation, molecular function: ubiquitin binding. Lineage: Eukaryota; Fungi; Ascomycota; Sordariomycetes; Hypocreales; Nectriaceae. The transcript has 3 exons. Gene Ontology annotation, biological process: ubiquitin recycling; proteasome-mediated ubiquitin-dependent protein catabolic process. The record is from RefSeq and is a predicted model, not a curated record.
AUGACACCGUCACCCGCGACUAGUCAGGCUCUUGAGCCUCGUCAUUCCAAACCCUCGCAAACAGUCUCUGUGAACAUCUCCGAAGGCAGCCAGAGCCAGCGAUCUCGUCGAUUCCAGCUCGAGGUCAGUGAGUGCGUCGAGACUAAGACUGUUACGACCACUACUCGUCUCACACGCAAGUUUCCCCACGUCUUUGUCAGGGAUCCUGUGCCUCUCGAAAACCUCGACACAAAAGAAUACCCCCUUGCCAUGAAACCUACUCCCCCAGAACUGAUCGAGUUCUCCUACAAAUUGCCGGGUGCGCUCGAGACCGACGACGAAGGCGAGGAUGAGCCCACAGAGACCCAAAUGACAUAUAGCAACGGUCACUCCACCCCCGGCCGAAUCAAAGCCGAGUCCCCUCAAGAAUCGAAUACCCUCGUCCGAGUGCCCAAGCACCGAUCACAAUCUCCUUCAGAAGGCUACCCCCGACGCUCCCGAGCCUCAAGAGCCAGCCCUACAGACUCUCCCGAAUCAUCACAUACGUCGAACCCUCGACGAUUGCCUCGAUCAAACCCACUCAACGCUGUUUCGGACAAGCUUCGUCGCUCUAUAGCUCACGGCUCAAGCCGACGAGAAGGAGAGAGGUUAUCUAGAGCGCCUUCUGGCUUCCUUGCUACCCCUGAUACCUCAGAAGUCGUUGGUUCAUCUGACCGACCAGCUCGUCGACGUUCGUCACACCAUGAACGACAACACUCCCCCGAAGCAUCUUCAUCCGCUGUCAGCCCUCAUUACGAAGCCACUAGCCCUGUCGAAAGCGAUUCCCAUACCGUCUUCAGCAGUAAUGUGGCUACUCCACCAAUUACAGACGCCGAUGCCGAACCAUUUGCAGACAUAGAUGGAUCCUUACAGCAGCCUCUCCGUCCUUUCAACCCCAGACCCAGUAUCGAUGUCGUUGCUGCUCAAGAUGCUAGUCUUCCUAGUCCUAGACUGUCGCCUACUUUAGCAGCCGCUCAGUUACAUACCGCAGACGCUGAAGAUGAGGGCCAGUCCAGUUUCCAGACAUCAAACUCGGACCCCUCUCGCUGGGUCGAUGAAUCACAGCUGACAGAAGAUGAUACCUCGACUGCACUAGUCCCUGCUGGCCAUUCCCAGGAUGACUACGCGCUUGCCCGUCCUGAUGGAUCUCCCCAGGUUGUCGAUACGCAAACCUUGCUUGAGGCUUUCGACUCGAUGAAGACCGAAAUGAAGACAUUCAUGAUGUACCAGUUCCUUCGCCGAUGUCCUCGACCUACUCUUCGAGUUGUCGCCAACGCUGUCAACCCUGCCCUCAAGUGCGAUUUCCUUCGACAGCUACCUCUAGAGCUCGGAUACUCUGUUCUGUCCCAUCUCGACCACCAGGAUCUUUGCCGAGCUGCUCAGGUCUCCAAGCACUGGCGCAACCUAGUCGACCGCAAUGAGACUGGCUGGAAGGAGUUGUUUGACCGUGAUGGCUACAGGCUCCCCCCUGGCGAGCUUAAGAAGGCCAUCCAUCAGGGUUGGGGAUGGCAAGACCCUGUUGGCGCUAAUGGGUAUGAGAAGGAUUUGAGCAUGCGAAGCCGCCUGACCUCGACCGAGCACGAGCUUACCCGAAACCUUCGACAAGAGACGGCCUCGAAAUCCCGGGCUUCUAAGCGAAAGCGAGCGCUCAACACCUAUUCGGCUGCCGAGCGAUCGAAGCGACGUGCAAGUGCUCAGGAGGUCGUGACUCGCGAGGAAAGCAAGUCGCAGCCCGAAGUCAGACAGCACCCAUCAGAGGGACCCCUGUCUGCUGCCAGCGCCGCCCUCAAUGCUGUUCCUGACCCUCAGCUUGGACUACCAAGUCUCCGCGAGAUGCAUCUCUUCAAGUCACUAUACCGCCGCCACCACAUGAUCCGUAAGAGCUGGACCAGCGGCGAGGUAAAACCCGGCCACGUCGCCUUUGCAGCUCAUCCUCGCCACGUUAUCACGUGUCUCCAGUUCGACGAGGACAAGAUCAUCACUGGUAGCGAUGAUACCCUCAUUCACAUUUACGACACCAAGACAGGCAAGCUCCGCAAGAAGCUUGAAGGCCAUGAGGGUGGUGUCUGGGCACUGCAGUACGAGGGCAACAUGCUUGUUUCAGGCUCAACCGACAGGUCUGUCCGUGUUUGGGAUAUUGAGCGUGGACUCUGUCAGCAGGUGUUUUACGGACAUACAAGUACUGUUCGUUGCCUGCAGAUUCUGAUGCCUACUGAGACUGGCAGAGACUCUGGCGGACAGGCUAUCAUGCAGCCCGAGAAGCCUCUCAUCAUUACUGGUUCCAGAGACAGUCAGCUUAGGGUUUGGCGUCUACCCGAGGUGGGCUCCCGUCGCUACAUCCAGACGGGCCCCCCAGCUCACGAGUCGGAUUGCCCUUACUUCAUCCGAGUACUGGCUGGACACACUCAUUCCGUUCGCGCUAUUUCGGCUCACGGCGAUACCUUGGUCAGUGGAUCUUACGAUAGCACCGUCCGUGUUUGGCGCAUCAGCACUGGUGAGGCGCUGCACGUCCUACAUGGGCAUCUUCAAAAGGUCUACUCUGUGGUUCUUGAUCAUGAGCGCAACCGUUGCAUCUCUGGCUCUAUGGACUCGUUGGUCAAGAUUUGGGAUCUUGCAACAGGCGCGUGUCUGUACACACUCGAAGGACAUAGUCUGCUGGUCGGGUUGUUGGACCUUCGCGACGAGCGUUUGGUGUCAGCGGCUGCUGAUUCGACUCUUCGAAUUUGGGACCCAGAGAAUGGAAAAUGCCGUAAUACGCUUAUGGCGCAUACUGGGGCUAUCACCUGUUUCCAGCACGAUGGUCGCAAGGUCAUUAGCGGCAGUGAAAAGACAGUCAAGAUGUGGGAUGUCCGAACUGGCGAGUGCGUCCAGGACUUGUUGAGUGAUCUUAGCGGUGUUUGGCAAGUCAAGUUUGACGAGCGACGUUGUGUGGCUGCCGUCCAGCGAGACCAGCUCACAUAUGUCGAGAUUCUUGACUUUGGAGCUGUCCGAGAUGGCAAACCCCCAGAAGAACUGGGCAAGCGCAUUCUUCUCAAUGAACCCGAGGUGCGGGCCAUGAUUGAGGAAGAAGCGUGAGAGAUCAGAUUACGUACGAAACUGAUGACGGGAUAUAAAUAUCAGUGAUAUGGGUUUACACGCGACUUGUCAGUCUAUAUGGCCGACUAAUGAAAUCAACUGGCGUUUAGGCGUCCGACAUUUAUGCAUAAACAACACACACAGUUACGAGGUACAGCAUGACUGGAAGGAAAGGCGUUUUUUGUUAUUGUUUCGCGGAUGGGAGCAUAUACCUAUUGUUUAUUUAAAACAUAAGUUGAUUCAGUGUCUACAGGCUCAGACGGACAGACAAGAAUGUAGUGUCUUGUGUUGAGCCUGGAGGAUGAACAAAAGCCAUGUUUUUGGGGCUUAGCAUUACAGUU